UUUGCAUCGUCACUCCAUCAGAUGUAUGGAUGUCCACAAGGCUACCUCUCCUUCUCUUGUUCCUAUCAAGUACUAAGCAGAUACUCUUGCUUUAUUGCCUCAACACUGCAUCGUACCGCUGUGUGCAGAUAAGGGCGGUACAAUAUCACGUCCUUCACAAUACACCUGGAUAUCAAACGGGACACAUGUUCGCGAUAGACAUUAAUAAGUCCCCUUUGGGACUCUUUACCUUCUUCGUCAUAGUCUCGGCCAUCAAGCUGACUGCCCUUGGAUGGCUGAGGAAGAAGAGGGGUGAGAUGUUUGAAUGUGUGGGCCGAGUGCAUGCUCUGUACAACUUCCCCAUCAAGUCUUGUGGAGCUAUUGAAUGCCAGGAAGCUGAAGCUACUGGGCUUGGAUUCAGUUACAGAGGACUUUUGGACAGACACUUGAUGGUGAUCAAAGGUCGGUACAUGCUCAACAUGAAGACGGAGACCCGGAUGACACUCAUCUCAACCACUCCACUAGGUGGCGGGGAUCUGCGUCUCGACGCUCCCGACAUGCCUAGCCUCAUGCUUCACACGGCCGACUUUACAAACAUCAUUUCAUGCAGAAUCUAUGGUGUCAACAUGGACGUCAUCGACUGCGGGGAUGAGGCUGCCUCCUGGCUCAACACCUUCCUCGGCUACGACAACCUGCGUCUUGUGCAUUCCCCAGAACACCUAACCAAGAGAGACGCCGCAGACAAGAUGUUCUCCUGGAACAAUAACACUCGCGAGGGAGAUAUGACAGCUUUCAACUACUUGACGUCAUACAUGAUGACGUCAGCCAGUUCCCUCCAUGAUCUGAACCAGCGUCUCGACUCCCCCGUCUCCAUGCUCAACUUUAGGCCCAAUAUCGCCAUCGAAGGAACACCGCCGUUUGAUGAGGACAAAUGGCUGGAGAUCAAGAUUGGAGACAGUGUUAUGAUGCGGGUGGCUGACGUGUGUCGGAGGUGUCCGAUCACUACCGUUGACCCCGCAACAGGGAUAAGAGAUUCAGACAGACAGCCUCUAACAAAACUGAAAACAUACCGCUGCAUCCCCCCUUACGGCAGCGCCCCAGUGUUCGGGGUGUACUGCGCCCUGGAGAAGGGCGGGCGGGUGCAGGUCGGGGACAGUGUGUCCGUCUUGAGGGGCACCAGGAACACACACCAGGCACUCUCCUUGUAGCAACACCGAAGGUGGAGGCGUGAACGACGUCCAUAUUACAACAGGGAGUUCAGGUUACCUUACAAUAUACAGGGGAUAUUCACAGAAGGAGCACACGAACAACUUGAGGGUCUGGAACACAUUUUACCGUUACCACCACCACCAUCCUCUUCCUUGUAAUCAUCACUGUUGAUUACAUGGCCAUCGCCCGUAGCCACUGGUUUUCUUUGUGGUUCGGAAAUAAUUUUCCCUUUCGUUUGGCAUUUAGUUAACUGUUCACCAGCACCAGCACCAGCACCAGCACCACCAACGCCAGCAUCAGCAGCAGCGUUGUCACGACCCAUCGUUUUUACCAUUUACAAGAUAAAGGCAAGAACGUAUGGUAAUGAACGUCCAGCAAACGUACCACCAAAUCCCGGUCUCAAACCAUGAACCAAGUUCAAUUCUGUCUAAACAUUUGAUUUGUCUGUUUAGUACACCGCUAACCCACAUAACAAACUUAAGGGAAAACGUAAUUGCUUUAUCCAUGGGUCUUUUGUUACAAAACCUCGUGGCCACAGAUAAAGUUACAUCUAUCUUCAGGGCAAUUUGUCAAAAAUUAAAGCCAAUGCCAUCUGAAGUUUGAUGAGAAAACUAUGUGAAAUGCUGGACGUCAUCAUUGAUAACCUGUAUGUAAAAUAUGGGGUGAGAUAUUUUGGCAAGAAGUAGGCAUCCCCAUCCCCUGUUUCUUUAUGGGUAUGAAUCGGAAUUUCUGCUCGGAUUGGCAAACUCAAAGCAACGUCAUUUGACCAGGAAGUUUAACUUAAACUUCAGGAAUAUCGAUUAUCUGAUAUCGUUUGUUAAUAAUCAUCAAAUAGCCAAUUUCCUUGCACUGAUUUACCCACCUGAAGUAGAAAUAAAGGAGACCAGUGAGACCGCCUCAUCUGUUUCAUAUUUAGAUCUAUGCAUAAAGAUUCAGAGUGACAAAACACUCCCCACAAGACUGAAUUCCAAGAAUGCUGACUUCAACUUUCCAAUCGUCCACUUUCCCUUUAUGUCGAGCAAUAUUCCUGCAGCUCCAGCCCUUGGUGUCUACAUUUCGCAACUCUUAAACGUACCAUAGAGCAUGCUCUUUCUACCAAGAUUUCAGAGAGCGUCAUAGGACUCGUGCUCUGAAGUUGUUUCAUCAAGGUUACAGCAUUCAAGGCCUCAGUAAAGAUUUCAAUAGGUUUUGUGGUAGACCUGUGGAGGACAUUUCCAGUGUUUCAGUCAUCAUUAGAUCUUGUCAGGUUUAAUGAGUUACUUGAAGUGAUCAUAAUGACCAGGGCCCGGUCGUAUCAAACCUUCAUUAACUGAUAGGUACUGGCGCAUUGCAUUCUUAAUCUUUUAUUAUGACGGCAUUAAAUGGGUUGUACGAAUCUAUCAUUAAACUGUCAUCAACUAAUGAUACAUAGAGGUUAUCACGCGAGUGUGUUUGGGGGUGGUAAAUAUCCUGCAUUAGGAAACAACAUUGUAUUUGUUCGAGCCUUGGCGAGCUAAAUACAUAGUCUUUAUUCCUAAUGCAGGAUAUUUACCAUCCCCAAACACACAAGCGUGAUAACCUCUUUAUCAUAUAAUGGCAUUCUUUACUUCUGUGCUUGGAAAUCGCUCUCCCUCUCUCACAAACAUUACCGAAACAUUGCGAGUUUUCCUGGAAUGCGCGCAUUAAUAUUUAUUACGUCACAGGGUAAGUGAUGUGUCAGUCGGACAGUGACAGUAGCCAAUAUAGUUCCAACUGAAAUCUGUUUCUUAUGCAGCGGCGAAACAACAUAUAUGCCAAACAAUUGUUUUUACUUGCAUUUCGCGGCAAUCCAUCGAUCUGCCCGUUAAAGUAACUGCUCUUUGUCAAAGGGAAGCUACUCUAACCCUAGUCUAUGAGACGUCACGGCCACGUUCAGACGUUGUUGAUAGUCGGCCUGUCCUGUCAUAACUUUAAGAAGUGAUAUACACACAGCGAAUGAUUGAUACUUGUUGGCACAUUAGUUAUAGGAGGUUUAGUGACACGUUAAUGUAUUUUUUAAGUUUGAUCAAACCGGGUCUCUCUCGCUCUCUCUCUCUCUCUCUCUCUCCAGCAUAUACGUAUAGAAUAGUCGUUUGCUGUGCAAUAUCUUUAGAUAAUUGAGAUGUGGUUUGCAUGUUUUAUUGUGAAAAAUUAUUACUUUUAUGGAACUAGUGACAAUGAUAUGAAACUUGGUAUUUUUAAGACAUUAAAGUGUUGAGAAUCG
Messenger RNA from Haliotis rufescens (red abalone), 3409 nucleotides. Its product is annotated as mitochondrial amidoxime-reducing component 1-like. NCBI's taxonomy places the organism in Eukaryota, Metazoa, Mollusca, Gastropoda, Lepetellida, Haliotidae. Gene Ontology annotation, molecular function: molybdenum ion binding; pyridoxal phosphate binding; catalytic activity. The coding region runs from base 30 to 1187 and encodes 385 amino acids. The record is from RefSeq and is a predicted model, not a curated record. The transcript is spliced from 7 exons.